Tauraco erythrolophus (red-crested turaco) is the source of this 1326-nucleotide messenger RNA. Lineage: Eukaryota; Metazoa; Chordata; Aves; Musophagiformes; Musophagidae. The record is from RefSeq and is a predicted model, not a curated record.
AUGUCUCCCUUUCUGCGUAUUGGCUUGUCCAACUACGACAGUGGCCCUUACCUGCCGUCUCAGGGGGAGGUAAUUAACCCUUACUGUGCCGUGAUGGUUAAAGAAGCCGUGGAGUCAGAAAAUGGUCAAGUGUACGUGCAGAAGAAGCCCACCAUGUACCCACCCUGGAACAGCACUUUCGAUGCCCACAUCAACAACGGCAGGGUCAUGCAUAUCGUCGUCAAGGACAAAAGUGCUGAAAUGGUUUCAGAGACCACGGUAGAACUCAAGGUGCUGGCGGAGAGGUGCAAAAAGAGCAAUGGGAAGACAGAGAUAUGGCUAGAACUGAAACCUCAAGGGCGAAUGCUGAUGAAUGCAAGAUACUUCCUGGAAAUAAGUGAUGCCAAGGAUCUGGCUGACUGUGAGACUGAAGGCUUUUUCUCCUUGCACCAGCGCAGGGGAGCCAUCAAACAGGCCAAAAUCCAUAACGUCAAGUGUCACGAGUUCACGGCCACUUUCUUCCCACAACCCACCUUCUGCUCUGUCUGUCAUGAGUUUGUAUGGGGUCUGAAUAAACAAGGCUAUCAAUGCAGACAAUGUAAUGCUGCCAUUCAUAAGAAGUGCAUUGAUAAAGUAAUAGCCAAAUGUACAGGAUCAGCAAUCAACAGCAGAGAAACAAUGAACUACAAGAGCCCGACUUUCUGUGAGCACUGCGGCACGCUCCUCUGGGGCCUGGCACGGCAAGGGUUGAAGUGUGAUGCAUGUGGCAUGAAUGUCCAUCACAAGUGUCAGACAAAAGUAGCAAACCUUUGUGGAGUUAACCAGAAACUAAUGGCCGAAGCUCUGGCAAUGAUAGAGAGCACUCAGCAGGCUCGCUGUCAGCGUGACACUGAACAGAUCUCCAGGGAUGGACCUCUUGAAAUUGGCUUCCCAGUUCCUGUGAAGGAGGUAACACCACUUCAGGCAUUGCCAGCAUCUACGACAGGAAAAAAAGAGCCACAAGGCAUCUCCUGGGAGACUCCGGUGGAGGGCACAAUGAAGGGGGAGUCUCUAAUAGAGUCAGACUUGGAAGGAGAACAGCCCCAGGAGCAGCAAGAGCACCAAGUGCAGCUAAAACUAACCAUCGAAGAUUUUGUCCUGCACAAGAUGCUGGGGAAGGGCAGUUUUGGCAAGGUGUUUCUUGCCGAGCUGAAGAGCACAGACCAGUAUUUUGCAGUGAAAGCCCUGAAGAAGGAUGUGGUGCUGAUGGAUGAUGAUGUUGAAUGUACAAUGGUGGAGAAGAGAGUCCUCUCCUUAGCUUGGGAGCACCCAUUCCUGACUCAUGUCUUCUGUACGUUCCAGACCAAG